Messenger RNA from Sodiomyces alkalinus F11, 1674 nucleotides. RefSeq lists its product as hypothetical. The record is from RefSeq and is a predicted model, not a curated record. The transcript has 2 exons. Lineage: Eukaryota; Fungi; Ascomycota; Sordariomycetes; Glomerellales; Plectosphaerellaceae. Bases 1 to 1674 code for a protein of 557 amino acids.
AUGACAACCACCUAUCAUCGCCUCGAUCCAUUGGAUCAUCUCGACGCCUCACUGCAAGACUUCGAGCCGACGACUCCGCCCAAGCCGACCUUCGGCUAUCCCUCGCACCAUUCGGGCUUCCGCUCCGACGACAACGAGAGCGACAUGCCCGACCCGAUAGACUCACCAGGUGGCUACAGUCCUCCGGCCUGGCGCCGCCUGGAAAACGGCCGUCGCGACAGCGGCUUCUGGCGGAGAACUAACCGCAUCCUGGACGCUUUUCCCGACCGGUCCUCGCGCGAGUCGAGCCCGGAACACGACGCUGACGAGGGCGACGAUGUGCUUGAUAAGGCCAUACGCACGCGCUUGCCCACCGGCAGCAUGAGCCCGGAAAAGGCGCGCUCACCCAGUCCGGGUCCCAGAGUUGACACCGCCGGCAUAAACGUGCAGGAGUCACGCCCACACGGUAGGGCAACCCAAGAUGCGCCUGAUAAUUACAUUCGAUUCGCAUUGCGCGCAGAAGUCCAGCAUCGGACAGAACCUAUCGAGUCGGCAUUCAACUUUGUCCGCAGAAGGUGGCAGGCUGCAACCCGGUCUUGGUCGUCCAUCAUCAUCUCCACUCUCGUCGCCCUCCUCUCCAUCAUGGCUACACGGAAUCUAUUCGCGCCUGCUGCCCCGACACCAGUCCCGGAUCUGAUUAAAGUGGCGGGCGUAGCGCGUGCUUUCGAGCCGCUCAUCUACUUCUCCGAGGGCGGCGCAUCGCAAGUGGGCGAUCUACAGGCGACGGGCGUGGCGGUGUGGGACCUGGGCGAGAGCGUGCGGACGAGUAACAUGACCUCUGCACCCGUCAUCGUCAAGGAGCUCGACGAACUGAGCGAGAGCUUGAAGACGCUCGCGAUUGAGCUGACCAGGUUCUUCGCGAAUGUCGACGGCGACAUCGACGGCAUCCUCAUCGUCAUGGACUGGGCGCGCAGGGAACUGUCGCACGUGGAACAGCUCCCAUCCCCGCCGCUGGCCUCGGCCUUUGACAACCUCCACAACCUCCUGUCGGCGGCCGGCGUCCUCGAGACGCCCGCCGGCCACCCCACGCGCCUGGGCAUGUUGACGACGUAUGUGUUCGGCAUGUCCAAGCCGCAGCGCACCCGGCAGACGCUCCAGCGGACCUUCAACGAGUUCCUAGCCGUGCUAGAAGAGGCCAUCAACACGGAGCUGCAGCACUCGCUCGCGCUCUUCGCCCUCUUCGAGGCCAUCGACCGGCAGUUCCUGAACCUGGCGCGCACGGUCAACCGCGAAGCCAGCGCCCAGGACGAGAUGCACGCCGACCUCCUCAGCUCCCUGUGGACGCGGAUCCUGGGGGCCAACGCGAACGAGGUGGCCAAGUACGAGCGGAACCGGCUGCUGCUGCAGAACGUGCGGGAGAAGACGGUGCGCAACAAGGGCAUCCUCGUCGAGCACAACGGCAAGCUCCUCACCCUCAAGGCGAACCUGGAGAGCCUCCGCCGCAAGCUGGUCAGCCCGCUGGUGCGGAGCGUCGACUCGAGCACGCUGACGCUCGAGGAGCAGAUCCGCGGGCUGGAGGAAGUCGGCGACUACCUCGAGGGCGUGCGGACGAAGCAGAAGGGCAAGCUCAUGGAGAUUCUUUAUGGCGGUUCGGGGACGCAGAGGAGGUCAAUCGAGGAUCGGAUGCUGUACUGA